Ictidomys tridecemlineatus (thirteen-lined ground squirrel) is the source of this 3992-nucleotide messenger RNA. Lineage: Eukaryota; Metazoa; Chordata; Mammalia; Rodentia; Sciuridae. The record is from RefSeq and is a predicted model, not a curated record.
ACCACUACCCCAGUCAAACCUCUGUUCACCAUUCCAAGAAAGUGGGGUGUAAGCGUGAGUGAGGGAGUGGGAGGACAGUUGUCUCUAAGCUCCUGGGACCCAGCCCACAGCUGCUGAGGAAACCAUACGGCUGACUGCACACGCGGGAGUGACUGUGGCUCUUUCUCCCUACUCAACUGCUCAGCUUGAACGCACCUGCCUCUGCUCCAGCUAGGAUGUGGCUCUUCCACGCUCUGCUCUGCAUGACCAGCCAGGUUCUCCUGGAGGCCUUCAAUGUGGAUGUGACCCGGCCCUGGAUCACAGCUGAAAGAGACUCACAUUUCGUGCUCAGCUCCCUUCUGCACCAAGACCCUAGCACCAAUCGAACCUGGCUCCUGAUCACCAGCCCUAGAACAGCAGCACCCCUGCAUCAGUGUUCCCUCAGCCAGGAUGAAAUUGUCUGCCAACCAGUAGAGCAUGUCCCCAUCCUAAAAGGAAGGUACCAUGGAGUGACAGUUGUUCGGAACCACCAGGGUGUUUUGAUAUGUGUUCAAGUUCAGGCCCGGCAACUCCACAGCCUCAGCUCAGAACUCACAGGCACCUGCAGCCUGCUGGCCCCUGACUUACGCCCCCAGGCUCAGGCCUACUUCUCUGACCUUGAAAAUCUCCUGGAUCCAGAAGAACAUGUGGACAUAGGGGACUGCUAUGGAAACAAAGGAGGCAGCUGGAGGAAGGAUAAAAACACAGCCAGGAGGCGCAGGGCCCUGGAGAAGGCAGAGGAGGAGGAAGAAGAAGAGGAAGGUGGCACUGAGAUUGCCAUCAUCUUGGAUGGCUCAGGAAGCAUUGAUCCCCCAGAUUUCCAGAGAGCCAAAGACUUCAUCUCCAACAUGAUGAGGAACUUCUAUGAGAAGUGUUUUGAGUGCAGCUUUGCCCUGGUGCAAUAUGGGGCUGUGAUCCAGACUGAGUUUGAUCUUCGAGACAGCCAGGAUGUGAUGGCCUCCCUCGCCAGAGUCCAGAAAGUCACUCAAGUGGGGAAUGUUACCAAGACCGCAUCAGCCAUGCAGCACGUCCUAGACAAAAUCUUCGUCCCAAGCCACGGCUCCAGAAAAAAGGCGUCCAAGGUCAUGGUGGUACUCACUGAUGGUGAUAUAUUUGACGAUCCCCUCAACCUCACAACUGUCAUCAACUCCCCCAAGAUGAAGGGUAUUGAGCGUUUUGCCAUCGGGGUGGGAAAUGCAUUCCAGAAUGUUAAGACCGACAGGGAACUGAAGCUGAUUGCCUCAGACCCCAAAGAGACCCAUGCCUUCAAGGUGACCAACUACACAGCACUGAAUGGGCUGCUGAGGAAACUGCAGCAGAACAUCAUACAUAUGGAAGGCACAGUUGGAGAUGCCCUUCACUACCAACUGGCACAGACUGGCUUUAGCGCCCAGAUCCUGGAUGAGGGACAGGUGCUGCUUGGAGCCGUGGGGGCCUUUAACUGGUCUGGAGGUGCAUUACUCUACCAUACGCAGAGCCGCAGGGGUCGCUUUCUGAAUCAGACUGCGGCAAAUUCCAAUGUUGCGCAAUACGGCUACCUGGGUUACUCAGUAGCAGUGCUACACAAGACCUGUGGUGUCUUCUAUGUGGCCGGGGCUCCACGGUACAAACAGCGUGGGGCCGUGUUUGAGCUCCAGAAGGAGAGUAGAGAGGCCACCUUUGUGCCGGUCCUAGAGGGAGAGCAGAUGGGGUCCUACUUUGGCUCUGAGCUGUGCCCUGUGGACGUCAACAUGGAUGGGACUACGGACUUCUUGCUGGUGGCUGCUCCAUUUUACCACAUCCAUAAAGAAGAAGGCAGAGUUUACAUGUACCGUCUGCAUGAGCAGGAUGGUUCCUUCUCCUUAGUAUGCACGCUGAGUGGGCUUGUUGGAUUCACCCAUGCCCGCUUUGGCUUUGCCAUGGCAACUGUGGGGGACAUCAACCAGGAUACGUUCACAGAUGUGGCCAUCGGAGCUCCCUUGGAGGGUUUUGAGGCAGAUGAUGGUGCUAGCUUUGGCAGUGUGUACAUCUACAAUGGACACUGGAAUGGCCUCUCUGACAAAAAACCACAGCGGAUCAGUGCCUCAGCUGUGGCCUCAGGACUCCGCUACUUCGGCACGUCUGUGGCUGGUGGCUUAGAUUUUAGUGGCGAUGGCCUCGCUGACAUCACCGUGGGCACCUUGGGCCGGGCAGUUGUGCUGCGCUCACUACCUGUGGUUCGGCUGAAGGUGUCCAUGAACUUUACCCCCAGUGCACUGCCCAUUGGCUUCAAUGGCAGUGUGAAUGUACAUCUGUGUUUUGAAAUCAGCUCUCUGACCUCAGCGGCUGAGACAGGCCUCAGAGGGACAUCGCUUAAAUUCACACUGGAUGUGGACAUGGAAAAGCCGAGAAAGAGGCUGCAGUGUUCUGACUCGAGGGACUGUCUGAGCCACCUCAGGGAGUGGAGCAAUCAGUCCCAUCUUUGUAAACCCCUCCAGCUCAACCCCGUGGAGGAAGAGCUCUGUGAGGAGGACUGCUUCUCCAACAUCAGUGUCAAAAUCAACUACCAACUCCAGAUACCAGAGGGAUGGAAGGGCCACUCCCGCCCCAUUCUGGAGUCCCCUCCGGAGCCCUCAACCAUUUUCCAGCUACCCUAUGAGAAGAAUUGCAAGAAUAAACUGUUUUGCAUCGUUGAAUUACAGUUGGUCACCAGCAUCUCUCAGCAGGAAUUGGUGGUGGGUCUCACCAAGGAGCUGGCCAUGAACAUUAGCCUAACUAACUCUGGGGAAGAUUCCUAUAUGACAAGGAUGGUUUUGAAUUAUCCCAGAAACUUACAGUUUAAGAGGAUACAAAAGCCUUCUUCUCCAGACAUUCAGUGUGAUGACCCUAAGCCAACUGCUUCUGCCCUGGUCAUGAGCUGCAAAAUUGGUCACCCCAUAUUCAAGAGGUCAUCUGCAAACAUUUCAGUAGUUUGGCAGCUAGAGGAGAAUGCCUUUCCAAACGAGACAGCAGACAUCACUGUGACCAUCUCCAAUUCCAACCAAAGGUCUUUGGCCAGAAAAACCCACAACCUUCGAUUCAGACAUGCCUUCAUUGCAGUUCUCUCCAAGCCAUCUGUGAUGUACAUGAACACAAGCCAGGGGCUUUCUGACCACAAAGAAUUCCUCUUCAGUAUACAUGGGGAAAAUCUCUUUGGAGCCAAAUUCCUGUUGCAAAUUUGCAUCCCAAUCAAAUUGCAAGGUCUCCAGAUUGUAAGAGUGAAGAAUGUGACAAAAACCCAGGCUUACACUGGGUGCACCGAGAAUCAGCCCGUUUGUGUGAGCGAUCCAUUUCAGCGUGUGGACGAAUGGUAUUCAGUGAGCUGUAAUAUCACAUCAGAAAAAGAGAAUGUAACUGUGGCUGCAGAGAUAUCCUUGAGUCACGCUGAGCAGUUACUAAGAGAUGUAACUGAACUGCAGAUUUUUGGUGAAAUAUCUUUCAACAAAUCUCUAUAUGAGGGGCUGAAUGCAGAGAACCACAGAACUAAGAUCACGGUCAUCUUCCUAACAAAUGAGGAGUACCAUUCUUUGCCUCUCAUCAUUGGAAGCAGUGUUGCUGGCCUUCUGGUUUUGGUUGUGAUUAUAGUCAUCCUCUUCAAGUGUGGCUUUUUUAAAAGAAAAUAUCAACAACUGAACUUGGAGAGCAUAAGGAAGGCCCAGCUGAAAUCGGACAGUCUACUCUUGGAAAAAGAUUAGGACCUGCUUCCUUGUCCACUGGGAGAGAAUAACCAGCUAAUUCUUGAACUUCUAGAGAUUUGGCAUUGUACUGAUUACUUUUUCCUUAGGAUAAUCUAGAGCAGCAUUGAACAAAUUGUAGAAUAUUAUUUUUUAACCACACAUUGUCCCCAAAAUGUUUGUGCAUUGUACAAAAAGUAAACUUGGGAAACAUCUGCUAUUAAAUAAAGUUGAACUAUUUCCUUUAUAAUAGUGCUUUUAAUUUGCAAGUAUACCUUAAAAUAAAUAUCCCUUUGCAAUAAA